Hyaena hyaena (striped hyena) is the source of this 783-nucleotide messenger RNA. RefSeq names its product protein phosphatase 1 regulatory inhibitor subunit 14A (gene PPP1R14A). Gene Ontology annotation, cellular component: cytoplasm. Gene Ontology annotation, biological process: regulation of phosphorylation. The transcript is spliced from 4 exons. The coding region runs from base 242 to 700 and encodes 152 amino acids. The record is from RefSeq and is a predicted model, not a curated record. Gene Ontology annotation, molecular function: protein serine/threonine phosphatase inhibitor activity. NCBI's taxonomy places the organism in Eukaryota, Metazoa, Chordata, Mammalia, Carnivora, Hyaenidae.
CCUGGGACUCCGGGAUCGCGCCGGUACCUAGACCUGUGCACGGCUGCGGGCUUUACUCGGUGCAGAGACCAGGCCCCGCGCUGCAGGCGGGGAAACUGAGGCCCGGGCGGCUGGGGCGGAGCUGGGCCCCGGGUGAGCCCGAGCCCCCGCCCCCGGCCGGCCCCGCCCCGUCCCGUAAGAGGCCCCUUGGGCGCCUGGCGAAAGCGCACAGCGCUGCGCGGAGGCCGGGGCCAGGACGGCGAUGGCAGCUCAGCGGCUGGGCAAGCGGGUGCUGAGCAAGCUGCAGUCCCCGUCGCGUGCCCGCGGGCCAGGGGGAAGCCCCGGGGGGCUGCAGAAACGACACGCGCGUGUCACCGUCAAGUAUGACCGGCGGGAGCUGCAGCGGCGGCUGGACGUGGAGAAGUGGAUCGACGGGCGCUUGGAGGAGCUGUACCGCGGCAGGGUGAGGCAGGGAGGGGAGGCCGACAUGCCAGACGAGGUCAACAUUGAUGAAUUGUUGGAAUUAGAGAGUGAGGAGGAGAGAAGCCGGAAAGUCCAGGGACUCCUGAAGUCGUGCAAGAGCCCCACAGAGGACUUCGUCCAGGAGCUGCUGGCGAAGCUUCGAGGCCUCCACAAGCAGCCAGGUCUCCGCCAGCCCAGCCCUUCCGGCGACAGCAGCCUGAGCCCCCUCCAGGACCCUGCCCGGACCGUGCCACCCUGACCUUCUCGCCUCUGUGCCCCCCUCCCUUCCCCCCUCCCCUCCUGGCUUGUUUAUAAGUUGUAUGUAAUGGUUCUGUAAUGACA